CUUCACUCCUCUUCACUUCACUUCUUCUUGUUUUGCUCUUGUUUUUUUUUUUCCUUCUUCCCUUUUAAUUUCUCCUUCCACUCCUUCUGCUGGUUAUCUACUCCAGCUUCAUUUCCUUCCCCUUUCUCCCCCCCCUGAAUUAUUGACCAAGUUGGGAGGUGGUCACAAUGAGCGGACUCAGAUUCCUUGAUCUUAUCAAGCCCUUUACGCCCCUCCUUCCGGAGGUGGCAGCCCCCGAAACCAAGGUGCCCUUCAACCAGAAGUUGAUGUGGACUGGGUUGACUCUUCUAAUUUUCUUGGUGAUGAGCCAAAUGCCCCUGUACGGCAUUGUCUCUUCCGACACAUCGGAUCCUCUGUACUGGCUGCGUAUGAUGUUGGCUAGUAACCGCGGAACCCUGAUGGAGUUGGGUAUCACCCCCAUCAUCUCCUCUGGAAUGGUCUUCCAGCUCCUUGCUGGUACCCACCUCAUUGACGUCAACCUGGAUCUCAAGACCGACCGUGAGCUCUACCAGACUGCCCAGAAGCUUUUCGCCAUUAUCCUUUCCUUUGGCCAGGCCUGUGUUUACGUUCUGACUGGUCUAUACGGCCAGCCUAGUGAUCUUGGUGCUGGUAUUUGCGUUCUGUUGAUCGUCCAACUCGUUGUUGCCGGUCUCGUUGUUAUCCUGCUCGAUGAGCUCCUCCAGAAGGGAUACGGCCUUGGCAGCGGUAUCUCCCUCUUUAUUGCGACCAACAUCUGCGAAUCUAUCGUCUGGAAGGCUUUCUCCCCCACUACAAUCAACACUGGCCGUGGUCCGGAAUUCGAGGGUGCCAUCAUCGCUCUCUUCCAUCUCCUGCUGACCUGGCCCGACAAGCAGCGCGCUCUGCGUGAGGCUUUCUACCGCCAGAACCUGCCCAACGUCAUGAACCUUCUAGCGACCCUCCUUGUCUUUGCCGCUGUUAUCUACCUCCAGGGUUUCCGUGUUGAGAUUCCUGUUAAGUCCUCGCGCCAGCGUGGCAUGCGUGGAUCUUACCCCGUUCGUCUGUUCUACACCUCCAACAUGCCCAUUAUGCUCCAGUCUGCCUUGUGCUCCAACAUCUUCCUUAUCAGCCAGAUGCUGUACUCUCGCUUCUCCGACAAUAUCUUGGUCAAGCUUCUCGGAGUCUGGGAGCCUCGUGAGGGAUCUGCCCAGCUCUACGCCUCCUCUGGCAUUGCCUACUACAUGUCCCCUCCUCUGAACUUCAAGGAGGCGCUUCUUGAUCCUAUCCAUACGGCUGUGUACAUCACAUUUAUGCUCGUUGCUUGCGCUCUUUUCUCCAAGACUUGGAUCGAGGUCUCCGGCUCCGCUCCUCGUGAUGUCGCUAAGCAGCUCAAGGACCAGGGUCUUGUCAUGGCUGGUCACCGUGAGCAGAGCAUGUACCGUGAGCUGAAGCGUGUUAUCCCCACUGCUGCCGCUUUCGGUGGUGCCUGCAUCGGAGCUCUCUCCGUUGCCUCUGACCUACUCGGUGCCCUGGGUAGCGGCACUGGUAUUCUCCUUGCUGUCACUAUUAUCUACGGCUACUUCGAAAUCGCAGCCCGUGAAGGCGAUAUCGGCGCUGGCCUGAAGGGCCUUGUCCCCGGUAACUAAGCCUGGCUUAGGUUUCAAUUUUCUUCUCUCUUUUUUUUUUUUUUUUCCCUUUGACGAGCAGCAUGAACAAGAAAGGUUAUGGGUUCUAUUUAUUCUGUCUUCCCUAAUCUUUCCGUUCAUUCCCAGGCGGUGUGCUGUUGUGGCUGGCUCAGGUAGUAUUGGAUGUGUUUUGCGUAAGAAAGAGAGUCAGUGUGUGUGUAUGGGUAAGGUAGUCAGUCAGUCCUACAUUAUCCGGGGGUGAUGUUUUUUUUUUUUUUUUUUUU
Molecule: messenger RNA, 1867 nt
Organism: Aspergillus ochraceoroseus IBT 24754
Lineage: Eukaryota; Fungi; Ascomycota; Eurotiomycetes; Eurotiales; Aspergillaceae
Product: translocon subunit SEC61
Exons: 5
Coding region: 168-1604 (478 amino acids)
Biological process (GO): SRP-dependent cotranslational protein targeting to membrane, translocation; post-translational protein targeting to membrane, translocation
Cellular component (GO): membrane; Sec61 translocon complex
Molecular function (GO): ribosome binding; signal sequence receptor activity; transmembrane protein transporter activity
Source: RefSeq, a predicted model, not a curated record